Molecule: messenger RNA, 887 nt
Organism: Dreissena polymorpha
Lineage: Eukaryota; Metazoa; Mollusca; Bivalvia; Myida; Dreissenidae
Exons: 5
Coding region: 3-887 (294 amino acids)
Biological process (GO): sterol biosynthetic process
Molecular function (GO): C-4 methylsterol oxidase activity; iron ion binding
Source: RefSeq, a predicted model, not a curated record
UCAUGCCGACGUCUGACGUAAAAGUGAAUACUACGUCUCAGCUUGGACGUCAGCUGCAGGUUGCGGGGUUUAAAGACUUGCCAAUCUACGUUGCGGUUACUGUCCUCGUCUCUUUCAGCACGUUCUGGGGUAUCGGGAUGAGUUUCGACUAUUACUUUUACAGGAAUAGAAAAUAUAAGGCGGAGGAGUGGAAGUGUCAGCCAGAUCGCUGGCUCUCGAAUUCUACCGAGUGGCACGAGUUCCUACUGGGUUCCUUCAACGUGCUCAUAAGCUCCGUCGCCUAUGGAUUCAUCUCGUGCUAUAUCAUGAACGGAGGUAAAUGCACGUUAUACGCGAGGCCGGACGAGUACGGCUUGGCAUACCUUCUCCUCUCCGUUCCUGCGCUGUUCAUCUACAACGAGGCGAUUAUCUACUACGCUCACCGGAUGUUCCAUACCCCAUUCCUGUAUCGUCACUUUCACAAGGUUCACCAUCGUAACAAGAGCCCCACGUUGUAUGGUGUAUUCGCCACGCAUCCGCUUGAGUUCAUUUUCUACCAGAUCUUAGUGGCAUGGCCCGUGAUUGUCGUACCGUUACACGCAGGCGUUUUCCUAACCAUUCUUCUGUACGGCUAUUACUACGGAAUGAUGGACCACUCAGGCAUCAAGAUGGACGCACUGUGGCCAUGGCAACCGUCCACGAUGUUCCAUGACGACCAUCACAGGCAUUUCCACUGUAAUUUCGGAACCAAUACAAUUUUGUUCGACCGUUUCCAUGGUACCCUAAGGCGUACGAAUCGGAAGUACGGAGAGAAGGUUUUUGGCGGGAAGGGGACAGCGGAGUCAUCCGAAAACAACCAAUCAGAAUUCUACACGUAUUCCACAUGGAACAUUUCUCCAUUCAAAUAA